Ceraceosorus bombacis is the source of this 2016-nucleotide messenger RNA. NCBI's taxonomy places the organism in Eukaryota, Fungi, Basidiomycota, Exobasidiomycetes, Ceraceosorales, Ceraceosoraceae. The record is from the annotation of a GenBank genome assembly.
AUGCCACAAAUCUCCCAGAAUGGUCACGCUGCGCAGAUGUCUGCACCUAUCAAGAUGCGAGAAUUGGGCUCGCUGUUAGACUCUAGCCAGCUCAGCACGUCGCCGAGGCGUCUAAAGACGUGGAAGGAUCUGUCUGAUAGAAGACCAUUACCUCUGCGAUUCCUCCUCUUGCCAUCCAAUCGACCCGGAGGCAAGCUCUGUCCCUCACUCUGCGUCCACAUAAACGGUCAUGUCAUCGUACGGUGAGCAAUUCAUUGGAGAAGCUGUCGCGCGACGGAGAUGGUCCCGACUUGAGCCAGACGAAAGUGGAAGCAGUAGAUCUACGAGGAUCAGAAGCUGGGCAUGAAUGCGAGAGGACUGCUCCAUCCCAUCCGUCUUGGCAAUCUGUACGCUCACCGCUCACUCUCUUCAUCUUUUUGCCAUCCACCGCUCAGCAUCAUGGAUCCUGAGCACUCUGAGCCAUUCGUGUCCCUCGCCGCCAUACUUCAUAGUGCAGGUCUCACAGUCGCAGAGGGUCUGCUUCGAUUUGGAUUGCGCCGUGAUCGUAUGGAUUUCGACAUGACGCUGGCUGGACUAGAGCCGUGGGAUGAGAUCUGGGUGAGCAACGCGGUCUCAAAAUCUCCGACAAGCGGCUAAGCUCGCUCCUGCGUGACUCAAUGGCCUACAGGUUCCACUUGCUACUGCUCGUCGCGUAGCAGAAAGCCUCAACAUUCUCGAACCUUUGGCAUCCCUUCUGAGCUGGUCUACAAGGCAUGUCUGGUCCUUGGAUGAAGGCAGCAGCGGUCUAGUGCACAAGUGAGUUUUCAAAUUAGCUACGUGACAGGCAAGCUCUAUGCUCAUGCAGAGCCUUGCGACGCAGCUGGAGAGUUCCAUCCAGCGUGCUGGAUCCAGGCACCUAUUCUACCGCUUCACUCACCGCCAGCGAAUUUGCAGUGGUAGAGCCUUUGGCAGCAGGUCAAAUGAUCCGCACGCUCGUUUCGCCCGAGCAAAGGCGAUCGGCUAUGCUCAAUUACAAUCCUCCUCGUUCGGCGGAGCCAGUCACUCUUCGUCAAGCUGAUGCGCGAGCUGUCAAUCAGCAACUCGUGCGCUGGAGUGUACAGCGACUCGAGACCUUUCUGAGCGCACAAGAGGAAGACGGACAAUCAAUUAAGGCGCCGGAAAUGAGGGGGGAUACCUUGGAUGCAGAAGAGAUAGCACACAAGUGGUGAGUGUGUGCCGAGGGCACAUGCACGAAACCCAGCUACUUGUUCCCUGGGUAUGUCCCUGAUACGCUAAAUGCUACCUUUCAUCAGCGUCGCCGUCAGGUUGCUGGCCUCGCUCGUGCAGGGAACCUCUUUGCGGGGAAAAGAGCCUUUAUCGGUUUGUGGUAGUCACAUUAUUCUGUUGCCGGAAGAGCUGCUGGGCCACAAUGGCUCCGCGCUAGAGAGAAAAGGCAAAGCUACAAGAACGAAGAUUCUGGAUGGCAGAUCCCGUCGUGUAUGGAUAGCCAAGCUGGACUUGGCCCUGGCUUGUUUAGUGGAUGAGCUCUCCUUGCAGAGGGGCAAGCAUGAACCAAAUCUCGUCUCCGAGCCCGACUACGACGAAGCUCCUGGGCAAUCAGCCACCCGUGCAAAUAUGGACGGAGCUGAAUCGUCUCAGUUGAACCGCAUCGAGGCAGCUCUGACUCGAUUGGAGAGCCGUGGAAUGUAUGGCGGGACAGAGAAGCAAGAGGAUGAUUCGCCUGACGCUACUCACGAUUCAUCCAGUCAGAGAGCUGCACGAUUUGCCCCCCUUUCCCCUGUCGGCGGCAUUAUAAACGGUGCGCUAGGUCUUCGACUUGGCGCUACUUCGCCACAAAGCGACAGGUCUACGUUUGUGGGACACAGCAAAGACGACCAUGCUUCUAUGCUAACGAUGGGUACCGACGGAAUAUCGGCUACCAGUCGUACUGGCAUAGCGCCAGGGAUCGUCUCGAAUGAGAGUAUUGCUGUGCUCCUUGUCGUCCUCAUUUGCGCCGUUCUCUGGCCAAGGGAGUGA